AUGAAGGCGCUGCGGCGGCUGAGCCGGCACCGCGCCGCGCUGGGGCUCGGCGGGCUCUCGCUCUGCGCCGCCGUCCUGCUCUACCUCGCCAAGUGCACUUCCGAGGGGCUGCGCCCGCUGCCCGCGCCCCCCGCGCUCCCGCACAGCCAGCCCGGCCGCGGGGCCCGCGCCGCGCCCCCGGCCGCCGCCGAGGGCAGCGCCCUGCUGGCCGCGGUGGUGAUGAGCGGCCCCAAGUACAGCGAGCGGCGCAGCAUCAUCCGCAGCACCUGGAUGGCGGCGGCGCGGCAGGCGCCUCACGGCCGCGUCUGGAGCCGCUUCGUGGUGGGCACGGCGGGGCUGAGCACCGAGGAGCUGCGGAGCCUGGAGCUGGAGCAGAGCCGCCACCGCGACCUGCUGCUGCUGCCGGAGCUGCGCGACUCGUACGAGAACCUCACGGCCAAGGUGCUGGCUACCUACGUGUGGCUGGACGCGCACCUGGACUUCCAGUUCGCCCUCAAGGCUGACGACGACACCUUCGUGCGCUUGGAUGUGCUGGUGGAGGAGCUGAGGGCCAAGGAGCCGCGGCGCCUCUACUGGGGCUUCUUCUCGGGCCGCGGGCGGGUGAAAUCCGGGGGGAAAUGGAAGGAGAGCGCCUGGCUGCUGUGUGAUUAUUACCUGCCCUACGCUCUGGGCGGCGGCUACGUGAUCUCCGCCGACCUGGUGCGCUACCUGCGCCUCAGCAGGGACUACCUGAACCUGUGGCAGAGCGAGGACGUGUCCCUGGGGGUGUGGCUGGCGCCCAUCGACGUGAAGAGAGUGCACGACCCCCGCUUCGACACCGAGUACAAAUCGCGCGGCUGCAGCAACAAAUACAUCGUGACUCACAAGCAGAGCAUCGAGGACAUGCUGGAGAAGCACCAGACGCUGGCGAAGGAAGGGAAGCUCUGUAAAGAGGAGGUUAAACUGCGGCUUUCCUACAUGUACGACUGGGGAGUGCCUCCCUCGCAGUGCUGCCAGAGGAAGGAUGGCAUCCCCUGAAGGGCUCGGGAAGAAGGCUCAAGGGAGGCGGACUCCGCUCGCUGUUUUCACGGGGAGAGUCCCGUUCCGAUGGAAUUCUCGCCUCGGUUUCUCCCCUCAGAACACUGGGCCUAAAAGGGUUUGGGCUGCAGGCGUGGCUGGGUUUAGGGAAUUGUGGUAAAUCGGAGUCAGAACUCCUGGAAUUUCCCGCUCCGUACCCAUGGACAGACUUCCCAAAUCCCAGCCUGGUGCUGUGGAUCCAUGAUUCCAGCAGAACCCAGCUGGAAAAGCUGCUGAAAUGGAAUUUUUUGGCCUCAGUUUCUCCCUCAGAACGCGGGGAACGAAUCGUUCCCCUCAGGCAAAAAGCUUCGGGAUGCAGGCCUGGCUGGAUUUGGGGAGUUGCAGUUCAUUGGAUUCAGGGGUUCAUUACUCUUUAAAAAGAUUUUGCACCGCUGGUUCUGGCUCCCCGGGAGCUGCUGACGUGGCACGGUUCACCACGCUUAAAAUAAAAAACAAAGCAGUUGACAGAAAGCACAAAAAAAGGUCAAAUGCCAGGAUUGAAGGCAAAGAAAAGCUGCCAAAGCACAGAGAGUGUA
Messenger RNA from Cinclus cinclus, 1592 nucleotides. It is a transcript of the gene B3GALT6, whose product is annotated as beta-1,3-galactosyltransferase 6. The coding region runs from base 1 to 1017 and encodes 338 amino acids. The transcript has a single exon. Gene Ontology annotation, biological process: glycosaminoglycan biosynthetic process. The record is from RefSeq and is a predicted model, not a curated record. Gene Ontology annotation, cellular component: membrane. Gene Ontology annotation, molecular function: UDP-galactosyltransferase activity. Lineage: Eukaryota; Metazoa; Chordata; Aves; Passeriformes; Cinclidae.